AUGAAUGAAGAGGUGCUGAAAGAAAUGGUGGAAGCGGAUAUUCCACCGGCAACGGAUUUUCUUGAAUGGUUCCUGCAUUACUUCAAGAAGCUAGACAAUCAUCAACAGCGCUCACUGGAAGCCUUCGCACAGUACUUCAUUGGUUUUAUUCGAGGACAAACGGAGCUUUCGCUAAAGCACGCUCCACCACGAUGUGACACACCAAGAAAGGCCUCGACCGGUAGCGUAUACGAGCCUGACCCGUCCGUUCGGCAGCGGAAGCUGUCAAUCAACGACGGCUCCUGUUACCAAACGUCCGGUGGUGUCCCCUGCGCAUCGACGCCAACCGACGAAGGUCGCCAACCGACAAAUAGGGCCAGCGAACCUGACACCACCGGCACACCGGUACAUUCGAUAGCGCGCAGGCUCUGCGACAACCCUGGUGGUCCGUCCGAUGCCAUUUUGGCAGGCCUCGAUAGUAAGACCCUCGAGCAUGGCAUCAUCGACGAGAAGGAUGGCGACUUUUCGACACCGAAGCGCCAACAGAAGGUGUCAGCGAACGGUUUGGUUGGUUCCACACCCGGCAGCAAUCCCCCAGAGGUCGCUUUCUCAACGCCUGUGCGUAGUGGAAAUGCCACACGAAGCGGUUCCAGCAGUAUGCUGCUGUCCUUUACCAGCACUCCGAUCGCGGGCAGUGGCCGCGGGAAAUCGGCAACUCCGCAAGGAUCGAUGCGCAACAAAAGCCUCGGAGUUUCCGGCCUAUCUCCGAACGUGGCUGGGGAUGGUGGGAAUGCUGUUGGACGACGAAAUAAAACCAGCUCUCCUGCUCUCCUGACCGACACAUCCGCUGGCACACAUCCACCGAAAGCUCACAGGAACCGUCGUUCGCCGUUUGCGGGCAAUAAUAGCAGCGGCAACAGCAGCUCCCUGUUCCAGGAUGAUGACUUUCCGCAACUGAAUGACACGUUGGGCAGCAAAGACCCACCCGGUGAUGCUGAUGGUGGAAAAAAGCGACUUUCACUGACCGCCAAAACGGUCCCCCUGGAACCGCAACAGGAUGCCACACCCGAUGGGGGAGCUGGAAAAAAGCCACAACGGAGGCGUAUCGCACCAACCACCGUAAGCCGGUUCACAUCCGGACGCCAUGACUUCAGUUCGUCCUCAAUCCGAUCGGAAAACAAUCUCAUGAGCGCCGUAAGCUUCGAGGGAGGUACCAGCCAGGAUCCUCGGGGCAUGUUGCGCAACCUGAAGGACAAAAUCCGAAACGAUUUCCAGGCGGAACAAGCGCACCUUCCGCGAAGUGUCGUACGAGCGAAACAAUCACUGCACGCAUCCUUCAGCCAACUCGAGGAAGGCAAAACCGCUUCUGCACCACCGGAAAAUAUUGUGCGUGACCUUGUGACCUCUACCGAAGCAGGGGAAGUGCCGGGCGUGACACUGAUACUGACGAUCGACUUCGCAAAGGUCACCGAAAAACGCACCAUUGAUCGGUUGGUGGCGAUCUACGCGCUGCUGAUGGAUUUGAACCUCGUGCCAAACCUACUGAACGAGCUCGCCUACCUGAUCAAUCUCGUCAACACGGAGCGGAACAUGCCACCGCAUUCCCAACCGACGGUGGAAGAUCUCACGUCCACUUCCACCGAUACGGAACACCUCCAGAAUGUCCUCCACAGCCCGCACAACUGCGUGUACUUUGCGGCGGAAGUGCUCUACCGUCAGCGGGUGCUUCUGGCGCUGCUUGACAGCACCUCGUUGCGUGUAGUGGUGGAAAACGAGCAGCUGGUUGCGGUCCACCCGGUGUUGAUUGGUUUCCUGCGUGAUAUGCUCGUGCGAAAGGUGAAACUCGAGCAGCAGGCAGCCAACAGCACGGAUCUGCUGGCGAACAGCAGCAGCAUCACGAACGUGUUCUACCAGCAGGAGGAUGACACGAAGGAUCACUUUCCUUCCGGCAAGGAGUUUAACGCGUUCAACAAACAGCGGGACGCUUUUUAUGUCAUGCUGAGAACAUGGGAACAUGACCACCUGAACCCGGCGUGGGAGUUUGAAGCGAAACUUGGCCCGAAGGUGCGAGCAAUGCUGGACAUUUCCCAUCACCCAAUCAAUAUGGCCCAUCUGGCGAAACUGUUCAAAUCCCAGCUGAUAAUAUCGUUCAACUUCGAUAACUCCACCAGCGAGCUUCAAAUGGCGCUUCCCAACAUCGACCUGACGAAGCUCUCGAAGCUGCGCCAACGGCUGGUAGCGCCGAGCGUUUUCUCCACCCAGUACCUGUUCCCCGGCAGUCAGAUGUUUUUCCGCGACUUUAUCCUUGCCAGCGAAAACUAUCCCGCAUUCGUCGAGCAGCUGAAAGCCGGCCUCGUUCACGAGCUGCUGCAGAUGAACGGUUCAUCGUACGAACUGUUCAACAUAUCCGAAUCGGAGAGCAAAAGUCGCCCGGAGUACGUGGUACGCCCAGAAACAAUCGCCACGAUGCGCGUGUUGGCCAAAUUCCUCGGUUUCAUCAUCGCACGCCCGUUCCAGUACGAAGGAUGCGAAAGCACGCUGGUGAAAAACCGUCAAAUCGAGCUGCGUAAUAUGUUGUUGCCCCCGUUUGACGUGAAACCGGUACUGUUGAGCUCCGUCGUCGAGCGAAAGCUGAUUAUAACCAUUCCUUGGCUUGUGCAGUACUUAAGCAUGCUCGAUAUGGUGACACUGCGCUUACGCUACUACGAGGAACUCUUUCGGAUGCUGCACGAAAUCUACAAAGCCACCGCCAUGUGCGGUGCAACAGCAACCAAUCGGGAUUUGUUCCUCAUCCCGACGGCGAAGUUUAUUGUCCGAUCCAGCCUGGACUGGCUGUUCGAUCAGUCGAAUGUUCCGGAGGAGUAUUACAACUCUUCCGAGCUCACCGGUGGUCCCGCGUCGGAUAGUGUCUCGAAGCUAAUUACCACCGUUGCUACACGAUCUCAGCACGUCGACAAUGACGGAAACCCCAUCGACAAACCCAUUGUGUUCAGUGCACUGCUGGAAAACGUGCUUAGUGCUGCUUGUCCCUUCCUAGCUGAUUUUCGCGUCUCCGUCAUGCCGUCUCGGGUGGAGAAAACUGUGUCCCGCACAGGACGCUAUCGGCAUAUAACGACGCGCUACUCCGGGCUCGUAUCACAGCAGCAAGCCAGUAGUACAGCUAACGAAACUCUGGCCAAGAUUGACACCUCCGUUAACGUAUCUUCGACGAGUGUUGGUCACGACCACUCAAAAGUGUCUCCCGGAAAUGCUCAACAGCGCUUGGUGGAGGCAUUUCUGCAAUCGCAAAGCCAUUCCAUACGCAGAACAGUGGAGCUGAUCAUCGAUCGCACUACCUCGGCGGUGAUAAAAGAUUUCCAGAUGCUCUAUUUGCUGCCGGAGAAAAAAGCGGUCCACGAGCGUGUGGCGGGUGUGUGCGCAACAACGCUGCAGGACACGACACGACAAAUCCAAAGCAUCUGCGAUAAGGCACUGAACUACAUUAACAAUACCUGGGAGAGACACGUGCCAAAAAUGCUAAACAAACGAAUUACGGAGUCAUUUGAUGCAUUGCUCCCCGCGGAAACCAUAGACACGGUGCGGAUGGUGUGCAAAAAUAUUACGCUAGAAAAGUGCCUACAGAAGUCUAUCGAAUGGCGUCAGUCGUCCAUCUCAGAUACAGAAGUAUUUUGUAAAAAUGUUCCAACGGAAGCACAAAGCUUACUCAACAAAUCUCAACAGCAGCAGCAACAGCAGCUUUCGUUUAAGGCGUUAUCAACAAACGGAAACCAAACGGAACUGGUGAUUUCGGAAAGCUGUCCCAUCAUGCCUUCCACUUUCUACGCGAAGCUUCAAAUGCUUGUGCAUUUAGCUGCGGCCAGCCCGGAACGAAUAACCAGAAGCGAGCUGGAUGAGUUUCUUACGCUAUCUCUUAGUUUUCUCGACGAGCCUGGUCUGACCACGACGCCGAUGAUGAACCGCAUAAUGGCGUUCAUGUUGCUGCAGUUGUUUCUAUUAUUAAUAAAAUCGCGUUGUGAUUUGUGCAUAGCCGAGCUUUUCGAACGUGCGGUUCGAAUUUGGAAACAUCCCAAACUGGCUCGCUUCUGUUUGCCACCGGCACCGGAAUCGGACGAUAAUACCUCACCAUCGUCCCCGAUGCAGGAGCGAUCAUUCGUAUAUCCUACGCAAAUCGAACAGUACCGUCGUAAGCGGUUGCAACGAGAUGCCAAUUACGUGUUUUCCCAUUUGAUAAGCAAUCGUUAUAUUCGUAUGUUGGAGGAAAAUACUGCGCCUGCCUCCAAUUACGAAAUUUACGCAGAUUUUAUCAUCACUCUUCUUGAUGCCGAAAUUGUUACAAAAGAUGUUUUGAAUGAACAAUUUGUAGCCAUCUUCAACGACGAAUGGUCGAAGCCAACUCUGGACCGUGUUUUGGUUGUUAUUAACCGAGUAAUGCAAAAAAGUGAUCAAUCUACGCGACCUGGCCACAACAUAGACGAUUCGCACACGGAAAUGUUUAUGGCGAUGCUUUCCGAUUUAGCGCGAGACAUAACAGAUCUUUGA
This is a messenger RNA of Anopheles nili, 4518 nucleotides long. RefSeq names its product protein disks lost (gene dlt). Gene Ontology annotation, cellular component: nucleus. Gene Ontology annotation, biological process: chromatin organization. The record is from RefSeq and is a predicted model, not a curated record. The transcript is spliced from 12 exons. The coding region runs from base 1 to 4518 and encodes 1505 amino acids. Lineage: Eukaryota; Metazoa; Arthropoda; Insecta; Diptera; Culicidae.